UUUCGCCAAGACGAAAAGAAAGUCGUUAUAUCCAGAAACCCCAAAAAAAUAUCAGAGCAACAAGUACUUCGAUUUGAGGCGGUUACCGCGGGACUCGGCACAUCAGCCGUCCGAUCAUCACAUCGUUCCCGUCGACUCUCUCUCUCCCUUCAAGUUUCAGUGGCCGCUUUUCAGAUAUUUUCAGCUCGAAUUUGUUUUCCAGAAGAAGAAGAAGAAGAAGAAGAAGAAGAAUCAGAAGCAGAAGAAGAUUUCGGAGAGACUUCCCGGACAUGCUCCGUGCAGUGACUCGCUCGCCGCCGUAGAAUCGAGGAUUUUCGCAGCGAAUCGGAAGGAGCAGUAUGGGUGAAGUAGUAGUGUUGAGCGGCGAAUGUGAAGAUGCGAUGGAAUUGGAGGAGAAGCAGAGGAGUGAGGCAGCGCCGGAGACGGAGAAGAAUGAGGAAGAGGAAGAAGAAAGGCCGGCUUCCGUGGUGCGCUGGGAGAAGUUCUUGCCGCGGAUGGUUCUCAGAGUGUUGCUGGUCGAAUCCGAUUACGCAACUCGGCAGAUUAUCGCCUUGCUUCUCAGGAAAUGCAACUACAGAGUUGCUGCUGUUUCUGAUGGUUUAAAGGCAUGGGAGAUACUGAAGGAAAAACCUCGUAACAUAGAUCUCAUACUGGCAGAAGUUGACUUGCCAUCAAUCUCUGGAUUUGCUCUUCUUACCUUGACUAUGGAGCAUGAGAUCUGCAAAAACAUACCUGUUAUAAUGAUGUCCAAACAUGAUUCUGUUAGCAUGGUUUACAAAUGCAUGUUAAGAGGUGCUGCAGACUUUCUUGUCAAGCCUGUGCGGAAGAAUGAGCUGAGGAACUUGUGGCAGCAUGUUUGGAGGAGACAAGCUUCAGCUAGUGGCGGACAUGGCCCCCAAGAUGGGAGUGUUGCACAACAAAAGGUUGAAGCCACAGCUGAAAACAAUGCUGCUAGCAACCAUUCAAGUGGUUCCAUGGCCUGUAUUCAAAGAAACAGGGAAUGUAUUGAGAAAGGCACUGAUGCUCAGAGUUCUUGUACAAAACCUGAUUUGGAAGCAGACAAGGGAUGUACAGAAAAUGUGCAGGACCUCUCCCAACCCGAAGCUUCAGUAAGUGACAAGAAAAUGCAGAAGCAUGAAGAAUGUGUUGUGUCGAGUAGGAACCUGCUGAUGUAUGACUGUGAAGAUAGCGAAUUGAUGGUGGCUACCUGCAAAGACACUGAGACAAUGGCUCAGUUAGUGGAUGUGGCAACUGAAAGUGAGAGGCAGCAUGCUAACAUCAUCAGUGAAGCUUGUGAUAAGAAACCUGAGAACCCUGCUAGGGAAGCUAUUGAUCUAAUAGGAGCAUUUGAUAAUUACCCAAAAUGCAUUUAUAUAGCCUGUGAUUCACAUAAUGGUACAAAGAAAGUUGGUUCUUCAUCACUAUUGGAUCUUUCCUUGAGAAGAUCUCAUCCAAGCAGCUCUAUAAAUCAAGUCAGCGAUGAAAGGCCUACAUUGAAUCACUCUGAUGCAUCUGCCUUUUCCCGGUACAUUAAGAAGGCUUUGCAACCCCUGCAUUCUUCUGCAAACAAUGAACAGAAAGAUCAUGGGACUAAUUCUGGCAAACAAUUGUCCAAUCACACUCUUAAUUGUAAUUCUGAUACACAUUGUUUGCCUCCAAACUCAGACAAACAUAUGCUCUCUCUGGCCUCUGGUCAUUCUGGACAAGCUAAUGUUGCUUUUCCUUGCCCACAACAGACUGUGCUCCCCAUCCCAAUUCCAACAGGAGGUAUCGGCAGUCUAAGCACUGCCUAUGAUUCUCCACCAAUAUUUUGUACACCAUCAGAUGCAUCACCUAUGCAGAGUCCUGGUUCAGUUCGCCCUCAGGAACCAUACUUUCCAUCCAAUCUAGAAACCAGAAAUUCUGACCAAUUUCAAAACUCGAUUGAUCAGCACACCAACAAUUACACAAACCAAACUGAGCACAAACAGAGGCACAAGUUGGAAUCCUCAGAGGACAAACCACAUUUUUCUUCAGCCAAUGAUCAGAGUGCUACUAGCAGUUUCUGUAAUGUUACUGCGAGUCAUUUUAAUACCAUUGGUUGUGGAGGCAAUGGCAAUUUUGAUCAGGUUCCACUUGUUAGGGCUGCUGCAGAGGCUGGGAAUGAAGAAGGUUUCUCUAUUAUUGAUAGAAACUGCCAUCGAUCUGUCCAGAGAGAAGCAGCUCUAACCAAAUUCCGCUUGAAGCGGAAGGACAGAUGCUAUGAGAAGAAGGUGCGGUAUGAAAGCAGGAAAAAACUGGCGGAGCAGCGUCCUCGAAUGAAAGGCCAGUUCGUUCGUCAAAUGCAUGCCGAGGCAGUUGCUGUAGAAAAUGAGAGCCUGUGUGGCAAUCAGUAGAUGGUCAGAUUCAUUUAAAAUUAGUCAUUGAAAACUUUGAUUGUUACAUGGCAUUCGUCUCGAACUGACCGUGUUCUUGACGCUGGGUGUCGACGAGGGUAUAAACGUUGAGCAAAAUUUGCAGAUGCUAACAUCACGGUGGUGAUCUUUCUGAGUUUCUUCACAUGUUUGCUUAAUCAUGUAUUUCUUGUAGAAUAGUACUGUAAUUAUUGAUAGCAAUCUCUCUCUCUAUAUGAAGGGGUCCUUUCUGUUAAUAUGAAAGCUGUAGCUGUAUUCCCCGUGUUUCCCGGGAAACCUUGAGCAAUGCUUUUGAUUAGAUAGUUCUUGUUUGGGUCAUUGCCAGCUGUUAACGGGCUCUGAUCUUUAAA
Messenger RNA from Diospyros lotus (date-plum), 2743 nucleotides. RefSeq names its product two-component response regulator-like APRR9. The record is from RefSeq and is a predicted model, not a curated record. Gene Ontology annotation, biological process: cytokinin-activated signaling pathway; phosphorelay signal transduction system. Bases 339 to 2375 code for a protein of 678 amino acids. Gene Ontology annotation, molecular function: protein binding. Lineage: Eukaryota; Viridiplantae; Streptophyta; Magnoliopsida; Ericales; Ebenaceae. The transcript has 8 exons.